This is a messenger RNA of Morus notabilis, 1115 nucleotides long. Its product is annotated as 50S ribosomal protein L7/L12. The record is from RefSeq and is a predicted model, not a curated record. Gene Ontology annotation, biological process: translation. Bases 196 to 846 code for a protein of 216 amino acids. NCBI's taxonomy places the organism in Eukaryota, Viridiplantae, Streptophyta, Magnoliopsida, Rosales, Moraceae. The transcript has 2 exons. Gene Ontology annotation, molecular function: structural constituent of ribosome. Gene Ontology annotation, cellular component: ribosome.
UUCUUCUAACUCCUAAUUCCAAAACCUACUUUUUUCCGCGCCACACCGCACCCACCCCUUUCCUCUUCUCUCUUCUUCAUUCAUUCUCCGCCCUCUUUCCGUCGCCGUCGCCGUUGUGGAGUCGACUCGCCUGGUCGCUUGAGGUCCACGUAGUUGUUACCUUGCGAGGUGAGAGGGAGGGAGUUCAACCCGAAGAUGAGUUUAGUUUUAAGAUUGAAACAUCAUUUGCCUAAUGGGUUUUACAGAAAACCAUUUCGUUCUACAGUUGUGGCAUUAAAUCCUGGUAACAUAAAUGGAUUAUGGAAAAACUAUGGUCAACCUGCAAUUAAAGAGGAAGAGGACGAAGAAGUGGAGUUUGAUCAGAGGAGGCUUCCUACUGAUUACGAUCCGGCAACAUUUGAUCCUUCUGAGCAUCGCAGUCCUCCAACUGAGCGUGUUUUCCGGCUUGUUGAUGAAAUAUCAGGACUUACACUGGCUGAAGUUGCAGAGCUAGGUGCCAUUUUUAUGCGAAAAAGGGGCAUGACGGAACCACCAAGUGUCGGAGUUAUGAAACCAGGAGCUGCUGGCUUAGCUGGAAUGGCAUUGGCAACGAAAGCAGCAACUGCAGCCAAGGAGGAGAAGAAACCUGAAAAGACCGUCUUCGAAUUGAAAUUGGAAUCAUACGAGGCAGCUUCGAAAAUCAAACUUAUCAAGGAGGUCAGGAGCUUCACUGACUUAGGCCUUAAGGAAGCAAAGGACUUGGUAGAGAAGACACCAUCAAUCUUAAAGAAAGGACUGUCAAAGGAGGAAGGAGAGCAAUUAGUAGAAAAGCUGAAAGAGCUUGGGGCCAAAGUUGUUCUAGAAUGAGAGCAAAGCAAAGUUUUGCCUUGGAUGUCCGAGCCAAAGUUGUUCUAGAAUGAGAGCCUUGGAUGUUGUUCCCCCUUUUGUGGUAUUUGCCAAAAUUUAAUUAAGAUUUCUAGACAUACCUGCCUCUUUAAAAUUACCUAACCUUGAUUCAAAUGAAACAACAAAUCUCAGAUUUUUGCAAUAGAGUUUUAGUUAUGUUCACUGACUGAGUUGACAUUUUGUGAUCAAGAAUGCCAUAGAGGUGGAAACUUUUUGCACUUCUCUGCUCC